Messenger RNA from Didymosphaeria variabile, 2391 nucleotides. It is a transcript of the gene DBP7, whose product is annotated as ATP-dependent RNA helicase dbp7. The transcript has 2 exons. Lineage: Eukaryota; Fungi; Ascomycota; Dothideomycetes; Pleosporales; Didymosphaeriaceae. Bases 1 to 2391 code for a protein of 796 amino acids. The record is from RefSeq and is a predicted model, not a curated record. Gene Ontology annotation, biological process: ribosome biogenesis. Gene Ontology annotation, molecular function: ATP binding; nucleic acid binding. Gene Ontology annotation, cellular component: nucleus.
AUGGCCGACGAUGGCAUGCUACUCAACUUUUCCAUACCGGACAGUGGAAUCUUGAAUAAGCCGUCAUUCAAGGGAGGAAAUUGGAAACAACGACAGACCGCGAAGAAGGCAGCCGCGCACUGGCACACGAAAGCCACUGAGCGGUUGACGGGAGUAAAAGCGCCAAAAGCCCCCCCUGCCACUGUCAGUCAAUGCAUCAGACCGAAGAGACUCAGAGUCAGCGGAGGCGAUCACAAGAAUUCCGAGGACGAUGGAGCUGCGGCAGCCUUCCGACCUCAUUCAGAUGCUAGUGUCGUAAAGCAUCCAGCUGCCAAGCAGGAUACUUCCAAGGGUGGCAAACAGAUUAUCUCGUCGCUUUUCUCGUUCAAUCCUACCUCGAUCACCCAAGCGCAACCGACAAAGGCGACGGAAGAAGAUGCACCGGUCGAACCAUCGAAUGCGCCCCUCACCAGCGAACUCGAUACGUUCACCUCGCUCGGGAUAUCGCCUACCCUUGCCACACAUCUGCUCAAGAAGAUGGAAUUGAAGGCACCUACGGCGAUUCAGAAGGCGGCCGUCGCACAACUGAUAAAAGAUGACUCGGACGCUUUCAUACAAGCCGAAACCGGUUCAGGAAAGACAUUGGCGUACCUGCUGCCGAUUGUGCAGAGACUGAUGGAACUGUCCGCUAAUAUGAAGAAGCGGAAGGUUGAUGAAUCUGUAUCUCGAGAUUCUGGUCUUUUUGCCAUAAUUCUGGCGCCGACUCGCGAACUUAGCAAACAGAUCGCCAAUGUUCUGGACAACCUACUUAGAUGCGCACAUUGGCUGGUUGCGACGACUGUGAUAGGUGGUGAGAAGAAGAAGUCGGAAAAAGCCCGGUUACGGAAGGGUAUCAACAUUUUGGUUGCAACCCCUGGACGUCUAGCGGAUCAUCUGGAGCACACGAAAGCCCUGGAUGUGAGCAACGUAAGAUGGUUGGUGCUUGACGAAGGAGACAGACUUAUGGAGCUUGGCUUCGAAGAUGAGAUUCAGAAGAUCGUCAGCAAUCUCAAUCUUCGCAUGAGGGCACAUAAGGACGAGGCUGCGAGAAUUCCGGGAUUGCCUGCUAAACGCACUACAGUUCUUUGUUCAGCAACUAUGAAGCUGGAUGUGGAACGCCUGGGCGAGAUUAGUUUGAAGGAUGCUGUGCAUAUACGGGCUGACCCUGCCGACAGAAUGGAGGAUGAGACGGAGAAGGACCAAGGGUUCUUCGCCCCGGCCCAGCUCAAGCAGUCCUUCGCUGUUGUAGCUCCCAAGCUGCGACUCGUCUCUCUUAUCAGCUUCUUGAAGCGCGCCUUUGCCCGCAAGGGCUCCGUUAUGAAGGCGAUUGUCUUCAUCUCCUGCGCUGACUCGGUCGAUUUCCACUUUGAUAUACUCACCAGCAAUCUUGAGGAAGAGGUGGUGUCUAAAGAGGACACGAAAGAAGAGAAAGACGAGGAAGUUGAUGGAAAGAAACCCAAGAAGAAGCCUGUGGUGCAGGCCGAUCCAACAAAGAUAGCAGUAACGCACGCUGAGUCGCCAUCCCUUUCGCCGCAUACGCACAAAGUCACGACUUAUCGUCUUCACGGUUCUCUGCCUCAGUCCCUCCGUACCUCAACACUCGCGCAAUUCACCAAGAAUAACGAGCCCGCCGUACUGUUGGCGACUGAUGUUGCUUCUCGAGGCCUGGAUCUGCCCAAUGUUGAUCUAGUGGUUGAGUUCGAUCCUGCGUUUGCGCGUGAAGACCAUCUGCAUCGCAUUGGUCGAACAGCUCGUGCAGGUCGGGAUGGGCGCGCGUGUAUUUUCCUCAUGCCGGGCUGCGAAGAAGGUUACGUCGACAUCUUGAAGAGCGACAGGAAGGACGGGGAAACCGGCAUUCACCUAGGUCGACAGGAUGCCGAUGAAAUCCUCAAGAAGGGACUCGUCACAUCCGGCGUUUUGAAGGACAAGACUGAGUACAUGGAGAAAGCAACCGACCUUCAACUCGCUGUCGAACGCUGGGCCCUUGCCUCUCCAGCACGAUUAGAAAGUGCUCGACGAGCUUAUCAAAGUCAUGUCCGCGCCUAUGCUACCCACAUUGCGGCUGAAAGAGGAUAUUUCGAUAUCAAACAACUCCACCUGGGUCAUUUGGCGAAAGCCUUUGCACUUAGAGAGCGCCCGAGUGGUAUGAAGGUACCUGGUCUCAGGACGGGCGCUGGGCGUGAGAACAAGAGGCCGGCGAAGAUCCGAGGUGCGGCAACGGGCGCCAAUAAGGGCGCGGUGGCUACCAAGGCCGCAUUGGAUGACACUAAGGUGGAUGAUACAGAAGAUGCAGCGAAGAUGCGGAAGGCUGUGAGAGCGAGGGAGAAGUUCAUGCGGCAUGCGGGUAUGGCUGAUGAAUUCAACUUGGGUUAG